Molecule: messenger RNA, 951 nt
Organism: Penicillium paradoxum
Lineage: Eukaryota; Fungi; Ascomycota; Eurotiomycetes; Eurotiales; Aspergillaceae
Product: glycoside hydrolase family 16 protein
Exons: 2
Coding region: 1-951 (316 amino acids)
Biological process (GO): glucan catabolic process
Molecular function (GO): hydrolase activity, hydrolyzing O-glycosyl compounds
Source: RefSeq, a predicted model, not a curated record
AUGACCCGUAUUCCCACACUGCUUGGCGUGGCCACACUUGUCUGGUCAAACAUGGCUGCGGCGAAAUACACUCUCCUUGAUUCGUACGACGCAACCAACUUUUUCGAUGGCUUUGAAUUUCGAAACGGUACUGGAUCCGGUGGGUUUGCACACUAUGUAGAUGCAGCCACUGCAGAGGCAAAGUCUUUGGCUGGGAUUCGGGACGGGCAGGUGUACCUCUCCGUUGAUAAUCAGACCGAAAACACAACGGGCGGACGGGAUUCUGUCAGAGUCAUCACGUCAAAUGUGUAUACCAACGGGGUUUACAUCGCCGAUAUUGCGCACAUGCCGGGUAAUGAAUGUGGCAUCUGGCCCGCCUACUGGACCAGCGGUCCAAAUUGGCCCAACAGCGGCGAGAUUGACAUCAUCGAGGGUAUCAAUCUGCAGAAAACUCCUGUCAUCACCUUGCACACUGGGGAGAACUGCACCGUCACAAAUACCGGAUCUGCAGCUGGUUCGGUCCUCACAGAUGCCGACUGUGACAGCACAGUUUCUGGCGGCUGUUCCCAGUCAACGGUGAAUACCCAGGCCUACGGGGACGGGUUCAAUGCGAUCAACGGGGGCGUCUACACGAUGCAAUGGACAACGACGGCUAUCUCGGUCUGGUUUUUUCCCCGUGGCAGUAUUCCGGCGGACAUCGCGGCAGGGACACCAACCCCAAGCACUUGGGGUACGCCGUUGACCAGGUUUGAGGCUUCUGAGUGCGAUUUCGCCUCUCACUUCAAAAGCAAUGAUAUCAUAUUCAACACGAACCUGUGCGGCUGGGCUGGAAACGUGUGGUCCUCGAACGCUGAGUGCAGUGCAAAGGCUUCUACCUGCGAAGAAUAUGUCGCUCAAAAUCCUUCAGCGUUCUCGGAGGCAUAUUGGCUAAUCAACUAUGUCAAGGUGUACAGAUGGAGCGACUCUGCUUGA